AUGUGCCUGCCAUUCACCGGCCCUCAGAUUGCCUCUUUCCUAUGGAGACUGGACGCCGGAGAGAAAACCAUCUACGCAAGAGAGAUCGCCUCCUUCCUAUGGAGACUGGACGCCGGAGAAAAAACCAUCUACGCCACAGAGGAUUCCUCCUUCCCGGCGCCGGGUUGGGAGGAUUCUCUUUUUCCCGGCGCCGGGUCUCGCUCCCGGCGCCGGGUCACCUUCCCGGCGCCGGCUCUCCUCCCGGCGCCGGCUGAAGCCUUCCUCCUUUCCCAGUGCGGGGUGGAAUUCAAGGCAACAUUGCGAAAGAAACAGGUGGAAACCCAUUUGUCGGGCCGGACGAUGUGCCUGCCGUUCACCGGCUCUCAGACCGCCUCCUUCCUAUGGAGACUGAACGCCGGAGAGAAAACCAUCUACGCAACAGAGGUGGGACCUGAUGGUUUUGGAAAAAGGUCCCUGGAAUUGACGCCCUCGGAGCAGUCGUCGGACAUUGGCAGCCCCCAUAGGCCGCCGCCGCCGGGCUCGGUGCCCCAAACGAGGCUCUUCAAAUGCAGCGUGGAUUCACACCUAGCACCAAGCGGAUUGUUUGCCUUGACUGAGGGACAUCCCAGCAACGGCCGUGGCGACAAUGGCGACGAUGGCGACGAUGGCGAUGAUGGCGACGAUGGCGACGAUGGCGACGAUGGCGUCGAUGGCGACAAUGCCUCGGUCACGGACUGCUCCGACUCAGAAUCACAGGAGGAAGUGGUGCUGGAGGAGGAGCUGCCUCCGGACCUGGAAGUUCCUCCAGGAGAGGCGGACACGGAGUCCGUCACUGACGUAGACUCGGAAGAAGAGGUCACAGCGAUGGAGGAGGUGCCAGUGCCCAGCGAGAUGCCGUCACCCGGAGGAAUUGAACAAGAGGAGGUGAGAAGACAGGAUGCAACUGCAGCCUUCACACCAGAGAUGGAAGUAGAAACGCGAAUCGCACCUGAACCGCAGGAGCCAACAGAAGUUGUGGAACCGCUUCCUCAGAAAUCUCCUCAGGACAAAGGAACUGCCGUCACAGACACAUCUUGUUCCUCCGCGGCAGCGGUGUCUCAAGAGGUGGAACCGCUUUUACAGAAAUCGCAGGACAAAGGUCUCCUCGAGGAGCCUUCGGAGACAGAGCCCGAGAACGAGAACGACGAGCCUGCAGAUGAGCCCGAGGAGGAUUCCCAAGACGUACCGGAGUUGCCGCGUCAAGAGGACUUCCAAGACGUGCCAGAGUUGCCACGUCAAGAGGACCUUUUAGAGGACCACGACGUCGGCGUCUCGGGGCUCAACACGGUGGAGCUCGUGGAGGAAGCGCGGCACUGCCUGGAGCGAGAGCUUCAGCUGCGCACGGAGGAAUCCAGUGACAAUCAGCCGGAUGACGCACACCCAGAGGAGAAUGCAGUUGAGCUAGAGGUGGAGGUGCUGAUGGAGCCCUUCACCCCGGCCUCGCCGCCACCCGAGCGCGCGCAGCGGAUGCCCUCGCCGUCGCCUUCGCCGCGCUCGCCGCCCUCGCCACGGACGCCGCCGCUGGAAGCUGCAUGCGCCAUGCGCAAUCUGCUGCGGUCGAUGCGGUCGCCGCGGCCGGCGCUGAAGCGAAAGCGACUGCAGUCGUGUUUGGCACCUGGAUUCCGUUCCAGCGGGCUUCUAAGAGUGGAGUGGGAUGACUAUCCAGUUGACGAGGUGUACGAGGCUCCCUACUGCAGGAUGAGGAGUGACAUGUGGUUUGACCACUUCAAUAAGGGUCUCGUACAGUGCGGGAUCUGUGGAGAUAUGGUCGAUGAAAGGGAUAGCUAUCGGGCGCAGCAUCCGGAGGAGGAUGUAUUGGACUUGGUGUGCUACAAAUGUGCUGAUUGGCUAGACCCGCUGAAUGUCUCGCUGGAGCCGGGCCGAGGUAGCGUAGGCGACCUGAAAGUCGUAGAGCCACGCCGCAGGCUGGGCUGCAGCGCCAUGCGACCACGUGGCAACCUGAGUCCGGAGGUGAGUGAACCUCCCUAUGACACGCCCAUGGAUCCUUGCUACAGCUGCCAGACGGAGGUGCCAUCGGACACCGAGGCGGAGCUGAGAGCCAAGGCACUCCUGGAAGGCCUUUGAGGCGGUGCAAGAGGUUUUUUCGGUCGACGAACUGCGGUGGAGUUUACUGCGGAAGGGAC
Messenger RNA from Cladocopium goreaui, 2162 nucleotides. Lineage: Eukaryota; Dinophyceae; Suessiales; Symbiodiniaceae. The record is from the annotation of a GenBank genome assembly.